GUACAGUGGCGACUGUUGUUGCGAGCGCACCGACUGGGGAAAAACUAUUAGUUUUAUUAACAUAGCACAUAGCGGAACAUUGUGUAAAGCACGCGCGAGUCUGGUCUUUCGUCUCACUCUGCUCCACACACACGAACACACGAACAGAGAGAAAUACCUGUAAAGCAGGCGAAGACUUCGUUUGUUGGUUGCAAAAAAACGGUGCAUGGAAAAUUCGAAAAUCUUUUUGUUUUUGUUAAACAAAGUUUGCCCUUGCGAACCUAGUGUCAACUCAAAACAUAGAGCCAUAGUCAGCUUAUUCAAAAACCUCAUUCUUACACCAGCAAACCUUACGGAAGGAAGUAUACAGAAAACAUCUGUGCUCAAAAAAUCGAUCCAGACAAAAAGUGAACUAUUUUUACGGGGUUAAAAACAAUUCACAUUUAUUUUCGUUAUAUUUCGGCUCGCACAAUAAUUCUAAAAGAGAAACACACGAAAAUAGCUUCAGUUUCAGCUACAGCUACAGCUUCACGAGUCGAGUCGAGUCGAGUGUAAUCGGUGUAUUACGUUGAUAGUAAAAAUAAAAGCGCAACAACCGCGGUGCUUAGUCAUCCGUGCAUCCGUGCGAGAGAUAGUGCGCUGCUGCGAGAUUCGCUGAGGAGGUAUCUCCCAUACGAAUUCCAUUCGAAGGAACUCCAAGCCUCUCAUAAUUACGAAAUUGCAUCAGUUGAAACAACGCCUACAACGACACGCCAGUGAUUACAACAAAAGCAACAACUACAUACGUCAGAGACAACAACGUCAAGGCGAAUCGGUAACAACAACAACAACAACAACAACAACAACAACAAUUACAACCACUAGAUAUAUGUGUAUAUAGAGAUAUAUCGUGGUAACCUGUUGUUUGUUCGCCACUCAACCUCUCUACGUGCCCCCAGCCGCAUCUGAAAUUGGUCAUUUGUGUGCGGUUUACAUAUAGAGAGCAGAGCGUAGACGGAGCGGCAGGCACACCUGUUUGGUGGCGACUGGAACCCGUGGACUGGACUGGGACUGCGACUGCACGGGUCACUGGAAAGCAACACACAAUGACGCGCCUCACAGAGGAAAUGGUCAUAGCUCGGUCCAAGCAAUCGGAUCUGGGCCUAAUUACAAAACUGAAUUGCUGGGGAAGUGAUCUCACCGAUGUAUCCAUCAUCAAGCGCAUGCGUGGUGUCGAGGUGCUGGCGCUUAGCGUCAAUAAAAUCAGCACCUUGGCGCACUUUGAAGACUGCUCGAAGCUGCAGGAACUAUAUCUGCGCAAGAACCACAUUCAGGACAUCAAUGAGAUUGCUUACCUGCAGAAUCUGCCAGCACUGAGGAACCUCUGGCUUGAGGAGAAUCCAUUCUGUGACCAGGCCGGCGCCAACUAUCGGGCGAUCGUAUUGCGCGCUUUGCCCAAUCUGAAGAAACUCGAUAAUGUGGAAGUCACACAGGAGGAGGUGGACGAUGCCUUGCGUCGCGGUGGCAGCGUCGGCGGUGGCGGCGGCGGCGGCGGCGGCGGCAGCGGUUCGGUGCCCGAGGAUGAGGUGUACGAAGAUGCCUAUGAGGUACGACAGCAGCAGCGUACAUCGCCGCAGCAUAGCUACCCCACACACUCGCCGCCACCGCAGCAGCAGCAGCAGUAUCAUCCACAGACGCAGCAGCAACCUCAACAACAGCCACAGCAGCAGCGCCAGAGCUCGAGUCCCAUCAUGCGAGAGCCGCUUUUGUUAGCCAGCCCGCCGGGCAACCACAGCUGCGAAGGGACCAUCACACACAGUGCCAGCGAUCUAGGUGGCAGCCAGGUGCUGCCAGUGCAUGGCUCCAAGCCCCCAACACCCACCAAGGAACCCGUGCAUCCGCCAUCGCCCAUGUAUAACACGUUAACCAAAGAGCAGCGCACUUCCUAUCAGCAAUACGAUCGCUCGCCGGGCUCUGACCAGGAGAGCAGCCCAAAUGCUGGCUAUCGGGAGGUGCGACCAGCGCCCAUCCCGCCCAGCAUAUCCGCACAUUCGAUGAAGGAAUACUAUCAGUCGGAUCGCCCGACCUACCCGGCACACUAUCGCCAUAGCCAGACAGACCUCACCGAAUGGGAGGAGCACCAGCAGCACCAAGUGCCGCAGGUCCACCACAAUCCGUACGGCAGCCAGAUGCUGAACCACCCACAACGUCGCAGCGUCGGUCCCGAGAGUGGAGAUCGUUUCACUGGCUACCGGAAUGGAAGUGCGCGUGAGAACGGAGGGGAUUGGGACCCAGAGGAGAGGCCACGAUCAAGCAGACGGCCGGAGGGUCGCUACAGCGAUUCCACUAACAACGUGUCAGCCUCUGUGGCGAAUCAUUACUCGGGCUAUCAUCGUCGACCCAUUAACCGGAGCUCCAAUCUAUUGUCUGCCACGCUCUGCCUGGUCAAAGAGCUUGACUACGCCAGCCUGGAGGUGCUCGAACACGCCGUGCGGUGUCGCAUCGAUGAGCUAGCGACUGAAUGAUGAAGACGUCUUUCUAAUCGGAUGUCGAUUAGCUAAUCCCUGUCGCGUACCCUGGCCCGCGCACGGGAAUCAAACAAAAAAGACCAGAACAGAACAUAUACGAGCACAAAAGACACUGUGGGAGCAGGAGCUGCCGCUGGGAGCAAAAGCGACGGCUGUUGACAUGAGGAGCCCUUCGAAAUCUAUUAUACUAACGUCUAAAGCUACAAACCCAACAAAUACUUAACGAUUCAUACUUGCCAAUGUAAAUUACGAUAUACUAGGUUAACAAGUUUUCUAAGAAUAUUGCUAAGGGGAAACCAGUACAGUAGGAGAUAGAUUGAGGGAUUGAUAUCCGAAAUAUGAAGCUAAGUUUCGUUUCGAUGAUACGCCUGUCGUUUUCAACCCAUUUAUUUUGUUAACCACCUCCUAGCGAUCACCGAUCGGGCACUGACCACUGACUAGCCUUCUUUUGUACUUAAUAUGCGAGGAUCGUACUAAUUAACUAACGCCCAAGGCGCAAGCACAAUGCAUCUUCCUCGUUUAAUUAUAAAUUAGUUGAAAUGUAUACUCAUGAAUUUGUUAAAUAUUUGUACUCGACCGACCACUAAACUAACGUGACUUUUAAAUUAAUUUAAUUAUAGAGAAAAAACCACGUCCAGUUUAUGUUUGCCUUCUUCUGUCCAAUGAUUAUGUUU
This is a messenger RNA of Drosophila persimilis, 3160 nucleotides long. RefSeq names its product transcription factor mef2A. The record is from RefSeq and is a predicted model, not a curated record. NCBI's taxonomy places the organism in Eukaryota, Metazoa, Arthropoda, Insecta, Diptera, Drosophilidae. The transcript is spliced from 10 exons. Bases 1065 to 2483 code for a protein of 472 amino acids. Gene Ontology annotation, molecular function: protein binding. Gene Ontology annotation, biological process: cytoskeleton organization.